This is a messenger RNA of Bolinopsis microptera, 4777 nucleotides long. RefSeq lists its product as uncharacterized. Gene Ontology annotation, molecular function: G protein-coupled peptide receptor activity; protein binding. The transcript is spliced from 28 exons. The record is from RefSeq and is a predicted model, not a curated record. Gene Ontology annotation, biological process: adenylate cyclase-activating G protein-coupled receptor signaling pathway; activation of adenylate cyclase activity; hormone-mediated signaling pathway. Lineage: Eukaryota; Metazoa; Ctenophora; Tentaculata; Lobata; Bolinopsidae. The coding region runs from base 20 to 4186 and encodes 1388 amino acids. Gene Ontology annotation, cellular component: plasma membrane.
UCAGAAAAGAUAUGUAAAAAUGAUACCCAGCAUUUUAACGAUCAUUUUAUCACUCCUUCCCUUGGCUUCAGGUACGUCUCCCGCUAAUUGCACUGUCGAGAGACUACAGAAAGACGUGAAAGUUAGCUUAAAAGAUUUUAACAAAGUCACCCUGGAGGAAAACCAGGCGUACUUCAGGGAGAAAUGCUCUGACCAAUGUUGGAAUGUCGAAGUUAACGGCAUUUUAAGAACACAAUGUUCUAAACCAUCAAAUGGUUACGCAGUGUACCAAUGUCCAGAUGACUCACUAUUCUACCUAAUGAACCCAACCAAUUGUUACAUAAAAUACUACACUUUGUGUAGUAGAACUGCAAGUCACCAGGACCAUGAUCUGACCGAUACUAUAAAGGACUUGAUUUGCUCGUGUAGCUCUGAGUUUUUAAAGCACUACGUGAACGGAACAGACUGCACAGUACAAUUUGACAAACAGGCAUACUUGUAUUGCAAGGAUAACGGUAAUUCCCACAUCAAGUUCGUCGAGGCAUGCGGUUUUGGUGUCUGUGAGGACAAGAUAGAUGUUGAUAAGGACCGUGGUUUCAAUUGUGGGGAAAAAGGAAUGUAUUGUCAGAGGAACGAGAAUGACGGGUACAUCAGAAAUGUAUUCAAGUGCGACGGCACUGCACAAUGUGAUGACUCCGAGGAUGAAAAGGACUGUGAUGAAACAUCAGGCGUGUAUUGUGACGAAGACGGCGAAAAAAUUGACUACAAGCAAGCUAAAGAUGUGUGUGAUGGAUUUGCUGAAUGUGCUGAUGAGUCCGAUGAGUCCGAAGAGAAAUGUCCGGAUAACUAUUGCAAAGCAGGCAAUGGUAGUUCAAUAUAUAUGACAGAAAACAUAUUGUGUGAUGGUAAAGCAGACUGCGGCGAUGCAAAAGAUGAGCAGCAGGCCAACUGUGAAAGAUUGGCUAGAUUCUUUUAUCCUGGCGAUGGUGCACCUUGUGACAACAACACUAAAUGGAUUAGAUCAAAAAAUCUUUGCUCAGGUAAAUGUGAAGAUGGUAUGGACAGGGAGGAGCGUUGGAAUUGUGAUCAGCACGAACAGUGUCCAGAGUCAGAAGAUUCUGACACACCCACGAUACUGUGCAACAGUACCAUCAUUUGUACUCCAAAAACACUUGGACUCAGCCAAAUAAUGCAUGAGAAUUGUCAAUACUGCGCUGACGGAGCAGCAAACUCUGUAAAACGGUGUAAAGAUACAGGUAAGGGGAUAGUUUGCAGUAAAGUUGAAACUGGACCAUUCGAUGUCCCAGAGGACAUAUUUGUACCAAACGCCGAACUGUGCGACGGUAAUUUCCAAUGUCAGGGUAAGGAGGACGAGGAGGAUUGUUCGAGUGGUUACUAUUGCACGAGCAUGAGGAGCAAUGAGAAAAUAUUCAUACCGUGGAGAAAGGUUUGCCCGGGAGCUGUGAACACCAACACGAUUAAAGAUGCUCUUUGUAAAGACCAGUCUGACAAACUGCACUGUGAGAGUGACUUUUUCGACGUUCUCACAUUCAAGGACGGGACAAAAGGGAAUGAGGAAGUCAACUAUGCGGAUUAUCUCAACGUAGAGCUUAUCUUUGGUGAAACCGCUGAUAAAGUAGAUAAAGAUUCACUUCUGAGGGUUGUGAAGCACAGAGCCUUCGCAUGUCAAGAGUAUUAUUAUAAUCUUAACGGUCCAAAAGGGGACAUUAUUAAGGAAACUAUAGAAGAACUGUGUAUAGAUGAAGAUGAUUUCAAAUGUCCUCGCCCUUAUGAGACAAAGUUUCCCAAUAAUGGAACUCUGAAUCAAAAAAUAAUGAAAAAUUGGAUGUGUCAAUACUCUGACUACUGUAAAUUCGAGGGCACCAAGAAACCGCAGAUAGAACUGUGUAGAAACAGUUCCUAUUGUUACACAGAUGAUAUGAGGUGCAACAACAAAAACGACUGCACGGAAUUUAAAAUAGAUAACGAUGAUAACAAAUACAUUGAAAUAGCAGAUAAAACUGACGAAAUUGGCUGCUCGAAUAAGGGGUUAAAAUGUGGACCAGGCAAGUCAGUAAUAGAGGAUGCGUACGUGUGUGACGGGUUUUAUGAUUGCGAAACAGAGGUCGACGAGAAAAUAUGUGAUGGUAACUACAAAAAGUCAGAGAAUCUGCAACGGAAGAGGACCUCUAAGUUGGUCCCAUACAAUGAGCCAUUUCAUCGGACGGAAGAUGCAGUGGACGAGUCUUGUGAUGUGAACAGAACUGAGGAGUAUCAUCUCUACUCAAAAUACACACUCAAUAUUUCAGAUCCUCGUGAAAGCUACUCUCUUACCCAGAUAAAAGUGAAGGUGGUAAAGUCAUGUGACUGCUCCCAGCUGACCGGUACCCGGUACAUGGCAGCUGUCUGCAACACUCAACCAAACGGUACGGAUCAGCCGUGUUCUGACAGCUCUGUCUACAACAACACACUCUGUUAUCCGGAACUGAUGGCUCAGUGGUACACUCAAGAUUAUAACACAAAAGUAGAAGAGGACGUCUCCUGUAAAACACAAACAAAAACCUUGACCAGUAUAACAGGAGAAGGCGGAGUGGUUACAUACCGAACAUUCGUGAGAUACCACAACGAUUCUAGCGAGUUCAUCGACAAAUCAGUCUUCUGCAAGAAUAAUAAAACAAGAAAGGAAAAGAAAUGUGGCAUUCCUCUUACAACAAUGUGUGAUCUAGUAAAUGAUUGCGGGGACUGGUCAGACGAGAGCAGCACCUACUGCCGCAACAACUUCGAGUGCAAAAUCGGCCAAACUGGAAAUGUAACCAGAGUAAUAGCCAAUUCUAAAAAGUGCAAUGGAGCAUCAGAUUGUGAUCGGUCCCAGGAUGAGUGUCUGGACGAGUGUAAUGAAGAUGGUAUUACUAAUACUGUUAGCCUGCUGGGUGGGGUAGGUCUUCUAGUGGUGGUCUGGAUUAUGGGGGUCGUUUCCCUGAUCUUCAACUUCUACCUCAUCAUUGCAAUGACUAAAUCUGCGUUUGAUGUACUUGAGAAAGUGCCUCACCGUUUUAUUUAUCGGAUACUUGUGACCACUAUCGCUAUCGGUGAUGUGAUGGUGAGCGUGUAUCUUGUCAUGCUCGCCUCGGUCGACAGCUUCAGAGACAGAAAAUAUUGUGAGAUGAAAGAACAGUGGUUGACUGGAUCUGCCUGCAUGGCAAUGGGAGUGCUAAGCACGUUUGGUAACCAUGUAUCCCUGUUCGCCAUGGUAACCCUCAGUAUGUUCAGACUGAAGACUGUGGUUAACUACUUGUGGCCCAGAUCUGUUAAUAAGGCUAAAGCCAUAAGGAUAACAAUCGUGCUUGUUUUGGGUAUAUUGAUAGUUGCAGCUCUCAUUUCUACCAUACCUCUAGUGGACUCUCUCAAGGAUAGCUUUGUGGACAGGUACUACUUCCCAAAACGUGGGAACGUAUUUGAGCGAGGAGAGAAACGUCACAUCUACCACACCCUGAAUACCUACAACGAUGUAGGACAAUUCAACGAUUCCGGUAUUAAACAACUAACAGAAGACAGCUCAUGGGACGCUCUACUGAACGGCACUGACGUCCUCUUCAACGGAAGCGUCAUCAUCACAGGGAAGAAGCCCUACUCCUUCUACUCCGCAUACGGGGUCUGCCUCUUCAACUAUCUCAACUCAACGGGCAACAAUAGCUUCCCCUACGUCAUCAGUAUCAUCGCCCUCAAUCUCGUCUGUUUCCUGACAAUUAUAGCUUCGUACCUGUGGAUCUGGAAGGUCGGGACUACAUCAAAGAGCACGGAGAGACAACUACAAAAGAAGCUCAGUAUUGCGGUGUUUCUCAAUAUACUGUGUAGAUUGCCGCUGUUCAUGAUUUGUCUUGCUCAUAGCAUUGAACAGUUUGAUGUGAGUGUCAGUGAGAAAUGCACGGGAACGUGUUUGUAUUACAGAUAUAUGAGUGUCUUCGUCAUCCCAAUCAAUAGUGUCAUAAACCCUUUCAUUAACUCAGAGGCUGGUAUACUGGACCUGCUACGUGCCAAGUGUCUAGCAAAACGUCAGAACAUGAUAACCACAAACAAGACAAUAACGAACUCAGUAACAGUGGGAACCUCUCUUACAACCGUCUCCACGGCUGGCAACAGGAACCCAACUUACCAGCUCUCUAAAGUUAAUCCCCCGAGCACGUUGGAGGAGGAGACCACCAACUAAAGUCACUCUUCAUACACACGACCAACAAUACAACUAUUUUACCCAGUACCCAUGUAAUGAAAUGAGAAUAACCCAACUCAGUGGCUUGAUUGAUCCCUUGUCCUAACCCAGAACUAACAAGAAACUACCCCUCCAUUUUCUAAUUAUAUGGACAUGUCAACAAUCAAGACCAUCCUGGUCGUGAUUCGUGAAUCAUCCCUUUAUCUUGCCUAUCGCUAAUUCUAAAGAUUCUCAUAAACUAUGUGCUGAUUUUAUAAACUGCAUUACCGAUGCAUGUUAUAUCUACUGAUGAUUUUAUCUUUUCUGGCAUACAUAACAUAGAUUUCAAAGUACAGAUAAAAUUUCUUUCAAAGCUUAUUUUUAAUUUCUUUAAUUCUUAUCUCUCAAAUGCUAACAGGCCCCGGAUACGAUGCAAUUUUAUUGAUUUGCGAUCCGAUUGACAUUUAAUUAUGUAUGAUCAUUUGAUUUGAAGUUUCUGUAAAAGAUGAAAAUUCUUUAUUGGUUAACUAACAGUAAUAUAAUCGGUGUACAGCAUUAUAUAAUCAACAGUUUUAUAAAGCGUUACAUGAUUACGUAAAAUAAUGUUAAAUU